Molecule: messenger RNA, 1492 nt
Organism: Amphiprion ocellaris (clown anemonefish)
Lineage: Eukaryota; Metazoa; Chordata; Actinopteri; Pomacentridae
Product: dual specificity protein phosphatase 13-like
Exons: 3
Coding region: 371-919 (182 amino acids)
Biological process (GO): protein dephosphorylation; negative regulation of MAPK cascade
Cellular component (GO): cytoplasm
Molecular function (GO): MAP kinase phosphatase activity; protein tyrosine/serine/threonine phosphatase activity
Source: RefSeq, a predicted model, not a curated record
GACAGGAGGCUCCGCUAUAGCUGGGAAACAGUGACACCUAGUGGUGGAAUGCGGGAACUGCACCACCUUCACAUUUACAUAUUUUAAAUUAUUCUGACAAAUAGGAAUGUAUUUUUUGGACAUUUAAAGGCCACAAAAUGACAAAUCCUGCCCGGAGAUUGUGAAGAUGUGCUUCAAAAAGACAUAUAGGUGUAAAUCUGACCGACGUUUAGAAUGUAGGUCACAGUUUUAAUUUUAGACCAGGAGCACCUGUCCUUGUUAGUACCACCAUGGUUGUAGUAAAGCCUCAGCGGGGUUUGAAAAUAAAUGCUGACAGCAGAAAUUAAACAAAUGGAUAGUUUCAGAGCAGUGUUUUGAAAACUAGUUAACAAUGAGCAGCGUGCAGGAAAAUAAUGCCAUUCCUCCUGCUACUCCUUCUAUAAGAGACCUAGAGAGGGUUUUGUAUGGAGGUAAAAGGUUUGGUAAUCACGUGGAUGAAGUUUGGCCUAACCUGUUCAUUGGGGAUAUGUCAGUGGCCAAUGAUCGCUACAGUCUAUGGAAGCUGGGAAUCACUCAUGUUCUGAAUGCAGCUCAUGGGAGGAUGCACUGUCAGGGGAGUCAUGACUUCUAUGGAUCCACGGUGGAUUAUUAUGGAGUGCCUGCAGAUGACUCACCGUCUUUUGACCUCUCUCGCUAUUUCCUUCCCUCUGCUGAGUAUAUUAAGACUGCACUUGGCACGACCGGUGCUCGGGUUUUCGUUCACUGUGCAGUCGGUGUGAGCAGGUCUGCCUCCCUCGUCCUGGCCUAUCUAAUGAUCCACCAUCAUUACACCCUUCUAGAGGCGAUCAAUAAGGUCAAAGAGCGCAGGUGGAUUUUUCCAAACAGAGGAUUCCUCAAGCAGCUUUGUGCUUUGGAUAUAAAACUGCACAAGACCUCGUGAGUGCACUUCAAAAAUGAAUUGAUAUUCUAAUUUGCGGAACCUCACACACCAGUUUUCCUCCAGACAAAUGAUGGAUUCAGUAUCUGCCAGUGGAGGGAGAUGCUGUGCUUCCGCUUGAAUUACUUUGUUUCAGGAAUGGUAUUGAGUCAGAUACAUUUCCCCUGACUCUGGUGCUGUGUUUAAUGUGAAUCAUGCUGCCUUUUUGCAAGAUAUUGACCCUCAUGUUAAUGGAACAUCGAUGUAAUCAACUCACUUUAAGGCAAAAUCAAUUUUAAAGACUGAAUACGAGGCAAAAUUGCUUCUUUAACCCUCGUAUAACGCUGUAGAAAAAUCACAUCCAUUAUGUUGCAAGUCAAAUUAUUCUGCGAGGAGAAUUCAUUUUGAAACAGUUUCAGAUUUUGGUGAUGUUUUAAAUGUUAUACUCAACAUUUGAAGUAUUAAAUUUAAUUUGUGACAUAAUAUCUAUGUCAGGCCGGUUAGAGUUGUUUAGUUAUCUGCUUUAAAAGUCUAUGAGAAUGUAAACAAUAAAAUGCUGCUCCAGUUUGAGGACUUUAAUGUACACACCAUUAUUGC